Bipolaris oryzae ATCC 44560 is the source of this 1872-nucleotide messenger RNA. RefSeq lists its product as uncharacterized. Gene Ontology annotation, biological process: tRNA methylation. The record is from RefSeq and is a predicted model, not a curated record. Gene Ontology annotation, molecular function: tRNA (uridine) methyltransferase activity. NCBI's taxonomy places the organism in Eukaryota, Fungi, Ascomycota, Dothideomycetes, Pleosporales, Pleosporaceae. Bases 1 to 1872 code for a protein of 623 amino acids. The transcript has a single exon.
AUGGCACAAGAAAAGUCCAAAGUCUCAGAUCACGAGGGCACCACACAAGAAAAUCACGAAAAAGAAACGCCGACAGCAACACAAUCAACCGCAGCAGUACCAUGUGCAUCUCCACCAGAGAUCCCAGGGGAAAAGUUCGCACCUUACAACACCACCUCAUGGCCCAAGAUCCCCUCUGGACUUCCUCCCGAUCUCUGGACUCCCAUACAAUGCGCACCCGCCAACUUCACACCCGACCACUUUCUUUCCGUCUGUCAUAAUCUGCUUGAAAACCCCAAUCUCACCGCUUCUCAUCUUUCACGUGCAGAGCUCUCGUACACCAGCUUCACAGACGCAACAUUUAACCCGCAGGCCGAGACGCCCGAGGAGCUCGCUAGCAUCAUCAAACACCUGCGCCCAGAAUGCAGGCCACGGCUGAUUCAAGGCGGACUACCAGGAUACACGCUUGACUACACAGUUGUGCGAAAACUGGUGCCUCGGAAUCCCAAGCUGGACGAUGCACUUAUGCAGACCUGUCAUUUGCUUGUUUCGGAGGAGGACGUCACUAUUGCUGCUGCGGAUGAAGAAAGAGAGGAGACUGUCAAGGCAGAAAGAUAUAUGGUCAUCUACAUCCCGCAUGUAGACGACAGCGACAGUGGUGCUGAAGCAAUUCCCUACUAUCACCCCAAAGUCCGCGCUUUGGCAAUCUUGUACACGUAUUUCCCUGAGGAAUCUAACGUGCCCUCUGGCCUGGAGGUACCAGGCUUGCUGUCCGUUCACUACAACCUCUUCUCUCAGGUGCCACUGGACAACCGACUGGAGCGCACCGCACUCAAACUUGCAGAGAUAAUACAUAAGCAUGCGCGCGGACGACAGGCAGGCUACAAGAAACGCGUACAUCAUGAUCAGAUCAUCGCGCAAAAAAGAUUCCAAGAUACGUAUGCAUAUCUCAAGGGCAAAUACGCAAAAGAUCUCAUCACCGCAUGGAUCGAGCAAACACCACCCGAGAAACACGUCUUUGAAGACCUAGGCAUCGCCGCCUUUCUCGAGGAACUCUGGGUAGACAUGUACGGCGGUGAAACCAACCCCCAAGCGCCCGACGACGACGAAUCCAAAUCCCAAAGAAAGAAGACAGCACAAUCAAACUUCCCCGGCUUCGUAGACAUCGGAUGCGGCAACGGCCUCCUCGUCUCCAUCCUAACCACCCAAGGCUGGUCCGGCUGGGGAUUCGAUGCGCGCCGCAGAAAAUCCUGGGAUACAUUUCCUCCAUCGCACGCUGAAAAGCUCAAGGAGAUGUUACUCGUACCAGCUAUCAUCCAACCCUCUCCUUCUCUUUCACCCAUCACCCUUAAGUCUACGACAACGACACCCCACCACAGCGGCAUCUUCCCCCCACAAACUUUCAUAAUCAGCAACCACGCUGACGAACUUACGCCCUGGACUCCUCUCCUCGCAUACAUGAAUUCUUCUCCCUUCAUCGCUAUACCAUGCUGCAGCCAUGAUCUAGGCGGUACGCGAUUCCGCGCGCCGGUGCAUGCUAAACACCUUGUUGCUGACCCGGCGACUGAGAAAGCAAGGAAGAAGAAUAAGCAGCCGUCAGCGUAUGCGAGUUUAUGCUCGUGGGUAUGUCAUUUGGCGGAGGAGACGGGCUUUGAGGUUGAGAAGGAGUAUUUGAGGAUUCCCAGUACGAGGAAUGUGGCGGUGGUGGGGAGGAGGCAGAUAGAAGACAAGGAGGGAGAUGUACAAGGUGGAGAUUCAGGGAUCGAGGAAAGAUUAAGCUUCUUAAAGGAAUUGGUUGAGAAGGAGAUGGGUGGCUUGAGUGCUGAGCAGGUAGGGAGUAUGUGGAUGAAGAGUGGGGAUGGGUUGCUGAAGCCAGCAAAAGGCGGACAUUGA